Messenger RNA from Aspergillus welwitschiae, 1470 nucleotides. RefSeq names its product cytochrome P450. Gene Ontology annotation, molecular function: heme binding; monooxygenase activity; oxidoreductase activity, acting on paired donors, with incorporation or reduction of molecular oxygen. Bases 1 to 1470 code for a protein of 489 amino acids. NCBI's taxonomy places the organism in Eukaryota, Fungi, Ascomycota, Eurotiomycetes, Eurotiales, Aspergillaceae. The transcript is spliced from 6 exons. The record is from RefSeq and is a predicted model, not a curated record.
AUGGGGUCCAGCUUCGUGGCUAGCCAUGGUCCGACUUUGGUUAUUCUUUUCCUCGUCCUCUAUAUCGUAACUAAUGUUUAUCGCGAGCGAAGGAACCCAUUGUCGUCGGUCCCCGGCCCCUUCCUGUGCAAGUGGACGGAUAUUUUCGUCAGAUAUCAAACAGUCAUAGGGAACCGGCCACGAUAUGUGCAAGCGCUACAUAAAAUAUAUGGUUCUGUCGUCCGGGUCGGUCCGAAUGCAGUCGACAUUGCUAAGAUUGCUGAAGCCCGAGAGAUCCAUCGCAUAGGAAGUGGCUUCCUAAAAUCGCCGGUAUAUGAAUUGCUCAAGCACGACAAUGCAAAAAGUAUCUUCAGUACUACUGAUCCCAAGUUUCACAGCAAACAUCGCAGGCUCCUUUCAUCGCCCUUCGCAGAUGCGAACUUGCAUUCACUGGAGCCCUUGAUAGAGGCCCGCAUCCGCCUCACUAUGCAGCGCAUGCGAGAGGAAAUGACCACCCGUAAAGUGGCAGAUGUCCAGAAGUGGUUUUUCUUUAUGUCCAGCGACAUUAUUGGAGAAUUGUCCUUCGGGGACUCAUUCCGGAUGUUGGAGCAAGGCAAAAAAGAUCAGCAUAUCAAAGACCUAGAGAUAGCCGCCUUGGUCGGAGAGUCUCGAGUAGCUUUUCCUUUCAUCUUCAGGCUCGCGGAAUUCCUGCCGCUCCCUAUCCUCAGGGAGGCUAACAAGAGCCGAAAUAGAUUCGGGGACUAUGCUGACGAGUCCGUCAACCGUUACAAAAGGCUGUUAGCCGCAAGUCCCGAAAACGUCAAGCCGACACUUUUUACAAAACUGUAUAAUGCUGGCAAGGAAGGAUUGUCUGAUGCUGAAAUCCGCGACGAUGCCUCUGACCUCAUCGUCGCUGGGAGUGAUACCACAGCCAACACCUUGACCUAUCUCACUUGGGCAGUCUGCAAGGCGCCAGUCAUCCGGAAAGCACUUGUUGCCGAGGUCGCCACACUGCCCGAGUUGUUUUCUGACAAGGAUGUCCAGAGCUUAUCCUAUUUGAACCAGGUCAUUGAUGAGGCCUUGCGCCUGUAUCCCGCCGUCCCUUGUGCUCUCCCUCGCGUUGUACCACCACAAGGUGCGACAUUUAGCGGCUAUUGGGUCCCCGGAGGGAGCACUGUAACGACGCAAAUCUGGAGCUUGCAUCGUGAUCCUGUUGCGUUCCCGGAGCCCGAAAAGUUCGAUCCUUCCCGCUGGGCUUCCCCUACCAAGGAGAUGAAGGAUGCAUUCAUGCCAUUUGGAGCAGGGACACGUAAUUGCCUGGGGUUACAUUUGGCUCGAAUAGAGCUGCGCUUGGCUACCGCCCAUUUCUUCCGACAGUUUCCCAGAUCAGAGGUAUCAUCCCGGGAAGGAAUGAGCGAUGAGGACAUGGAGCAGGUCCUGCAUUUCCUGCUAUCAACGAAGGGACACCGGUGUCUACUAGAAGUUCAAUAG